GUGGAAGGUGCAUCGUCACGUGACCCGGGAGGGCCAAUCAAGAGGCUGCCUCCCCACCUUGCUCCCACCUGCCCGCUUGGAGGUCAAUGACCUUUUAGCGUGCGGCGCUGACGUCAUCGCCCGACACCCGAUCGGUCCGCGUCAUUCCCGCCACAGAGAUCCUUUUUCCCGCGCUCGUCUGGCCGUCUCGCGUGGCUCAACGUGGGCGGCGCGUGGAUGCGCGUGCCCGCACGCAGCCGCUCGCCGGCGCGCCACCGCAGGCACAAGCUGGAUGGACGCUGAGAUCUCCUGCACGCGAACGCACCUUUGGAGGAAACGGCACGGUCCCUGAACGCAACACCGCAGCUGCUGCUUCUUCUUCUUCUUCUUCUUCUUCUUCUUCUUCUCCUUCUUCUUCUUCUUCUUCUUCUUCUUCUUCUUCUUCUUCUUCUUCUUCUCCUUCUUCUUCUUCUCCUUCUUCUUCUUCUUCUUCUUCUUCUUCUUCUUCUUCUUCUUCUUCUUCUUCUCCUUCUUCUUCUUCUUCUUCUUCUUCUUCUUCUUCUUCUUCUUCUUCUUCUUCUCCUUCUUCUUCUUCUUCUUCUUCUUCUUCUUUUUCUUCUUCUUCUUCUUCUUUUUCUUCUUUUUCUUCUUUUUCUUCUUCUUUUUCUUCUUCUUCUUUUUAUUGUUUUUCUUUUUCUUUUACUUUUUCUCUUUCUUCUUGUCCUUCCUCUUGAUGCAGUGGGAGCAGGUGAGGAGAACAUCAUCAUCAUCAUCAUCAUCAUGUUUGUUGUGCAGGUGUGCACUGUCCUCAUCUUCCUCCCGCUGGCCUCACCAUCAGAUGUGUCAUGUGACACCCUGCUCCUCAUGGCCGCCAACGCCACCUUAUAUCAGACGUGGUCUAUGUGGAAUGAGAGUCUACACAACAACAACAACAACAACAACAGGAGCAGUCAUGUGAUUGGACUGUACUGUGACACGUCUGUGGAUGGUAUUGGUACCUGCUGGCCCCGCAGUCCUGCUGGUCACAUGGUGGCACGACCUUGUCCUCACACCUUCUACGGGGUCAGAUACAACACCACCAGUAGUGUGUACAGGAAGUGUCUGGCCAAUGGCACGUGGGCAGCGAGGGGCAACUACUCCAUGUGCCAAGCCAUCCUGCAUCAGGAGAAAGGAAAGCUCCACUACCAGAUCGCGGUCAUCAUCAACUUCCUGGGUCACUGCAUCUCCAUGUUGGCGCUGCUCGUCGCCUUCUUCCUCUUCCUGUGUCUCAGGAGCAUCCGCUGCCUGAGGAACAUCAUCCACUGGAACCUCAUCACCGCCUUCAUCCUCAGGAACGCCACCUGGUUCCUGGUGCAGAUCACCAUCAACCCCCAGGUGCACGAGAGCAACGUGGUGUGGUGUCGCCUGGUGACAGCUUCCUUUAACUACUUCCACUCCACCAACUUCUUCUGGAUGUUUGGUGAAGGAUGUUACCUCCACACGGCCAUUGUGUUGACUUACUCUACUGACAAGCUGCGCAAGUGGAUGUUCUUCUGCAUCGGCUGGUGUAUCCCCUUCCCCAUCAUCGUGGCCUGGGCCGUCGGGAAGUUCUACUACGACAACGAGAAGUGCUGGUUUGGGAAGCGGGCCGGCGUCUACACGGACUACAUCUACCAGGGUCCCAUGAUCCUGGUCCUGGUGAUCAACUUCAUCUUCCUCUUCAACAUCGUCAGAAUCCUCAUGACCAAACUACGAGCGUCCACCACCUCCGAGACCAUCCAGUACAGGAAGGCGGUGAAAGCCACGCUGGUGCUCCUCCCCCUUCUGGGAAUCACCUACAUGCUGUUCUUCGUCAACCCAGGUGAAGACGAGGUCUCUCAGAUGGUCUUCAUUUACUUCAACUCCUUCCUGGAGUCCUUCCAGGGCUUCUUUGUCUCCGUCUUCUACUGCUUCCUCAACAGUGAGGUGCGCUCUGCGGCCAGGAAGCGCUUCCAUCGCUGGCAGGAGCAACAUUCCAUCCGAGUGAGGAGCACCCAGGCCAUGUCCAUCCCCACCUCACCAUCCAGGGUCAGCUUCCACAGCAUCAAACAGUCCACGUCGCUAUGACAACACCUCUUCUUCUUCUUCUUCUCUCCAUUCGCCACUUUGGAAGGAAGACAUCUUUGAUGAUGUCAUCAUCAUGGACAGACAUAUUUCAUGACAUCACCACCACUGAGAGACAUAUUUGAUGAUGUCAUCGCUGAGAGACAUAUUUGAUGAUGUCAUCGCUGAGAGACAUAUUUGAUGAUGUUGUAGCUGAGUCUUCAUCACUGACGUGACAUGAUUGAUGAUGUCAUCAUCGCUGAUGUGACAUGAUUGAUGAUGUCACCACCACUGAGAGACAUAUUUGAUGACAUCACCACCACUGAGAGACAUAUUUGAUGAUGUCACCACCACUGAGAGACAUAUUUGAUGAUGUCACCACCACUGAGAGACAUAUUUGAUGACAUCACCACCACUGAGAGACAUAUUUGAUGAUGUUAUAGCUGAGUCUUCAUCGCUGACGUGACAUGAUUGAUGAUGUCAUCAUCGCUGACGUGACAUGAUUGAUGAUGUCAUCCUCGCUGACGUGACAUGAUUGAUGAUGUCAUCAUCGCUGAUGUGACAUGAUUGAUGAUGUCAUCCUCGCUGACGUGACAUGAUUGAUGAUGUCAUCAUCGUGGAUGUGACAUAAUUGAUGAUGUCAUCCUCGCUGACGUGACAUGAUUGAUGAUGUCAUCAUCGCUGAUGUGACAUGAUUGAUGAUGUCAUCAUCGCUGAAGUGACAUGAUUGACAGCAGAAUGAAGAAAUUUUGCUUUUGGCUGAAAAACUGAUGCCAAAGUUUGACUGCACGUAUUGAUGGCUACAUGUAGUCAUCAAUAAGUGUAGUGAUCAAUAAGUGUAUUGAUGGACGAAGGAAGUAAUGUGUACAUAAUGACAUUCCUGUGUCAGACCUAGUAGAAUCUUCUAGAUGAUUAUUUAUUGUCAAUAAGUCCUAUUGUUUGCAUGCCCUUCAGUUGUGUGGCAUGACUAUAAUGAUUCAUGUUUGAAUGAACACAUGAAUGAACAUGUUUGAUGUUUGAUUCAUGUUUAAAUGAACACAUGAAUGCACAUGUUUGAUGUUUAAAUGAACACAUGAAUGAACAUGUUUGAUGUUUAAAUGAACACAUGAAUGAACAUGUUUGAUGUUUGAAUGAACACAUGAAUGAACAUGUUUGCUGUUUGAUUCAUGUUUAAAUGAACACAUGAAUGAACAUGUUUGAUGUUUAAAUGAACACAUGAAUGAACAUGUUUGAUGUUUGAAUGAACACAUGAAUGACCAUGUUUGAUGUUUAAAUGAACACAUGAAUGAACAUGUUUGAUGUUUAAAUGAACACAUGAAUGAACAUGUUUGAUGUUUGAAUGAAUACAUGAAUGAACAUG
This is a messenger RNA of Entelurus aequoreus (snake pipefish), 3400 nucleotides long. RefSeq names its product corticotropin releasing hormone receptor 1 (gene crhr1). Gene Ontology annotation, biological process: cell surface receptor signaling pathway; adenylate cyclase-activating G protein-coupled receptor signaling pathway. The coding region runs from base 760 to 2064 and encodes 434 amino acids. The transcript has 15 exons. Gene Ontology annotation, molecular function: corticotropin-releasing hormone binding; corticotropin-releasing hormone receptor activity; G protein-coupled peptide receptor activity. The record is from RefSeq and is a predicted model, not a curated record. NCBI's taxonomy places the organism in Eukaryota, Metazoa, Chordata, Actinopteri, Syngnathiformes, Syngnathidae. Gene Ontology annotation, cellular component: plasma membrane; neuron projection.